Molecule: messenger RNA, 2607 nt
Organism: Chironomus riparius
Lineage: Eukaryota; Metazoa; Arthropoda; Insecta; Diptera; Chironomidae
Source: the annotation of a GenBank genome assembly
CAACUAUGUCGCUCACGUUUUUAAUUUGAAACUUCGUUGGAAAAUUGAAUUUUCUUUAUUUUCCUUAGUUACAGUGAAUUAAGCUAGUGUUUUACAAUAGAAAGUCUCUAGUAACCUCAAAACGACCAUCAUCAAUCAGCUCCAACUGCACAUCAUCAAAAGUUUCUUUGAAAAUCCACAGAAAUCAUAAAAAUCUCGUUUGUUUAUAUUCAUGCUGUAAAAAUUUAAUUAAAUUACAAUGGAUAAAAAGACUAAUUUAGCAAGUAAGGAUGUGGAGUCAUCGAAAAAUCAACCAGACUUUAGUGUCCUAUUCAUGAAAAUGCUGGAAGAUAAAAAACAAGACAAUAGUAAAGAUCUCUUCCAUUCAUUCCAGGUCAGAGAAGCGAGAAUCAAGAAUAUCAAUAGAUAUCUUAAAAGUACGCAAAAUUACCGUACAUUAGGCUUGAUAUCACUUGCUGAUUUUUUGGAGCUUCAUACAGUCGUGUCUGCAUCAUUUACAACUGAAAAAGAAUGUCAGGAAUUAGAAUGGAUAGAGACAAUAUUAAGAUUUAUCGAUAAUAAAAGUGAAGAAGCUGAAAAGUGCUUCCCAAUUCUUACAAAAUUGAUAAUAAUCACAGCUCAACAUCCAGACAUGCAUAAAAUAGUCCAAAGCAAAUAUGUUAGUAAAAUAAUUGAUAGCAUCACGACCAAUCAACUUUCUAUUCCAUCAUUACAAUGUUUAGCUGUAUGCAUGAGAGAAAAUAAUGGACCAAGUGGAAUUUACAAGAAUAAAAUUUAUGAUUUUUGUGUAGCUUCAGUUGACAUUAUGGAUCCUGUAAUUAAUAAUCUUACUGGCAAAUGUCUGCACUUGCUGCAACAAACGAGAGGUGGAAGUAUUGGAGGACAAGCUUACAAGAAAAAUUGGGCUGAAUAUCAUACAAAAUUGCUUUAUUCAAUGGAAGAAUUGUUCAUUAAUCUUCUCCAAACUGGUGACAGCGUCUCGUCAGGCAAAUCUGAACGUUUGAAGCUACCGGAUUGUGCUGAAAAUAAGAAGAAUGUGCCAUUAAUGUACUCGCAUCAAGAACGAUUUGUGCGAUUCCAAAAUAUUUGCAUAUUCUUAAAUGUGAGCUUAGUUCAGCCAUUUCCAGUUGCUAAAUCGAUUCUACUCGACUGGAUUGUAUCUUUUAUAGACAAAAGUACAACAACAAAUCAGGCACAAAUUAACAAAAAGGAUGGAGAUCGCAUUUUGCCGUUUAUUCUUCACAUUGAAGUUCAGAAAUGUCUAUUCAGUGUCUUAUCGGCAGCAAUGAAGGCAGUUGGACGGAAUAUUUUGAUCCAUUCAAAAGAUAUUUGUGAUGUGUUCUGGAAAUCAUUAAAAAGCACUAAUGUCCCAUACGAUGAGUUUAAGAUUAGUGAGAUAUCGUCUUUAAGAUGCACAAUCUACGACGUCAUCGCUGAAUUCAUGAGAAUAUCACCAAACAAUAAUUUCAUCUCCAAAAACACUGAAAAUUUCAUAAAGGAAGCGUUUUUGGACAUCACACCGAUUCAAAGUGAAAUUCUCUUGACAUUGCCAGGUGCAAGUAGCGAGUCCAACAAAAAGAAGAAGAAAAAUCCAGAAGUAAAGAAAACAUUGUCUGGAAAAACGUUCGAUAAUUGCAUUAAAAUUCAUCAACAGCUGUGCAUUAAAAGUUUGAACUUCCUGAAUAAUCUACUAAUAUCUAAUGGUGCUGGAAUGAAGCCAGUUCUAUUCAAAAUAUUAACUGAUAAAGUUCUGAUAGUCACUUACAAAUUUUUAUCAAGAGAUUUGACACAACAAGAUUUAUAUCAUUCAAGUGACUGUCGAUUAGGAAUUUUGGAACUAGUUUACAAUAUUUUAAUAAAUCCAGCGAUUCGCAAUGCAACGCCGUCGAGUUUCAUGGUUGAACUUUUAAAGAAAUUUAAGGACAAUGAUAAAAGUGACAAAUUAAGGAACAAAUCUAAUGAAAUGCUUAGAACUGUUGAGGCAAUUUUACAUAAUCGAAAAGAUCCAAUUCACUUCCCAUCGGACUUAAAAGAUUUCCGUGAUUCAUGGCUAUUUAAUGAGAAAACUGUCAAGUCAUUUAAUGAAAUUCAUAAUGAAAGAAUCGGUCAAAUUUUUGAAGUUGACAGCAUAGAUGAGACUGAAGACGUCUCAUUCUUCCAAAAUAUUAUUUCUAGGAAAAAUUCAGACAGCAGUUUGUUGAUGGAAGUUGAUCAGGUAGCUGAGAAUCAAGCAGAAGUAAGUAAUGGCAAGGAAAAGUCACCAGAACCUGAAAUUUUAGAAGACAGCAGUUCAAAUGACAAGAGUGAAGAGGAAGUGAGUCCACAAAUUGUUGCGAGAGGAAAUCCAGUCAAAAAGCAGCCAGCCACAGCGAUAAAGCAACAAGUCAAAGCCAAAAGACCUUCAGAUUCACCUAAAGCUGAGGAAAUUCCGACAAAAAUUGCAAAAGAGUCUGUAAAGGAACCCGAAAUAAUUGACAUCAAGGAGAAAAUCGAUGGAGACGAUGACGAAAUUGUAAAUUCUUAUUUAGCUGACUUUUGUGAUGAAUGAGAAUAUGAAAUGUCAGUAAUUUAAUUAAUAUUGAAUACAAAAUGCAUUUUUUAAUUCAG